AAUUAUGUCUCAUUAGCUAAAGUAAAUUACUGGUUAAACACUGUUAUUUCAAAAGAGAAUUUCUUAAUUUUCAUCCUUGGAUGUUAUUGGGUUAACAUUCAUCUGUGGACUGGCUAAUGUUGGUGUUAUGCUAGAAAAGCAUGCUAGUGAAGAGGAGCUACUAGGUCUCUACUUAACAAAAAGCAUUGUUCCAAUAUGUCAUAUUUGACACCCAGUCCCAUGAGCGAAGGGGAUUAUCCUGUGACACUUCAAAUGACCAAUUGUUAUGUGGGAAAGAGGGUACUUAUGAGCAAUCUUCUUUUUAAUCAAGCACGUUGGUGAAGGAACUAUAUAUAUACCAGGGAUAUGGUAAGACGUGUUUGCUUUGAAAUAAUCACUAUUCACUCUUUGAAGAUGUUGGUAUCAACAAGAGCUCAAAAUUUUCUCUGGAGAGCUCAAAAUCAGAUGUCAAGUUAACUAUAAUACUACUUUGAAGGAGAAGAAACUGCCUUUGUCCCUCUUAAAUGACUGUGGGAAGUUUAUCGCCCUGUGGUAUUGAUACGGUAUAAGAUGGAACACAAUGGGAAACAUCUACAAAUCUAUCUGAUUUAUGUGAGAUCUCAAAAGCUUAUCAGUUAUGGGAGUUCAAUAUGAAGAUUCUACAUCAAAGAAGACUGGGAGAAAAAGGUUUUUUCCUUCUCUACUAUUUAAUGUAUCAUCUCUUCUACUCUUUAACAUUGGAAUAAAGAGAAUACAAAAUAGAAGAAAAAUAAAACUCUACCUUUUGAAUUUAGAUGGAUAACCUUCUUCCAACUUUUUUUGAUAACUUACCUAGUAGUUCUUAUACGGAACUGUCUAGUGUAAAAUAAUAACUAGUAACUUAACAGGCACUCCAUGUUGCAAUGAAUUCUAGCCCAAAUAGCUUGAAGAAGAAAUUGGUGGUGCUGUUGAAUAAGUCUUCCAUUAUCUAUUUUUAUUGUCCUAUUCUUUAGGAAUUUGUUGGAGCUUGGUACAUUGAGGGGACCAAACACAGCAGCUAAUGGCGUCUGAAACCUUUGCGCAGCCAGCAAUUCCUCGUUUUGAUGGUCACUAUGAUCAUUGGAGCAUGCUGAUGGAGAAUUUCUUGAGGUCCAAAGAGUAUUGGGAUGUGGUUGAGUCUAGAAUAGCAGAACCAACUGCUAGGAUGUCAAAAGCUCAGAAGGCAGAGUUGGAGGCUUUAAAAUUGAAGGAUCUCAAAGCCAAAAUUUAUCUCUUUCAAGCAAUUGAUCGGACAAUCUUGGAGACUAUUCUUUGCAAAGAUACCUCCAAGCAAAUUUGGGAUUCAAUGAAGAAAAAGUACCAGGGAACCACAAAAACAAAGAGGCAGCAACUUCAAGCACUUCGUUCGGAGUUUGAAAUACUUCGAAUGAAAGAGGGCGAGACUGUUACUGACUAUUUCUCUAGGACAAUGGCAAUUGUCAACAAAUUGAGGACCCAUGGUGAUAAGACACAAGAUGUUACUGUUGUUGAGAAGAUACUGCGUUCAAUGACACCAAAAUAUAAUUUUGUUGUCUAUGCUAUUGAGGAGGCAAAUGAUCUUGAUGAAAUGUCACUUAAAGAACUUGAAAGUUCCUUGCUGGUACAUGAAAGGAAGCUGAAUCGACAAGAGCAGAAUGAGCAAGCUUUGAAGGCCACAAUUGGCACCUCUUCUUCAUUUUCAAAUAGAUCAAACAGAGGAAGAGGCAGAGGUAGAGGAAGAAAUCAGCAAACUCAGUUUUUUGAAGGAAGAGGAAGGGGGCGUGGCAGAUUUAAGAUUUCCUACAGACCAAAGUCAGCAGACAAGUCCAAAGUUGAGUGCUUUCGAUGCCACAAGUAUGGGCAUUACCAAUCUGAAUGUCGAGCUAAUUUGCCUAACAAUGAAGGAGAAAAAUCAAAUUUUGCACAAAUUGAGGAGGAAAUAUCCUUGCUGAUGGUAUGUCAUGAUGGAGAAAGGUCUAAUAAGAACCUGUGGUAUUUAGACACUGGUUGCAGCAAUCAUAUGUGCGGAGACAAGGCAGCUUUCUCCAUCUUGGAUGAAUCUUUCAGAGAUAAUGUGAAGUUUGGAGACAAUUCUAAAGUCUCGGUCAGGGGAAGAGGACAGGUGACCAUUCAAAUCAGGGGUAAUGCUGCUCAAACAAUUUCUAAUGUCCUUUAUGUUCAAGAAUUGAAGACCAAUCUGCUAAGUAUUGGUCAAUUGCAAGAGAAGGGUUAUGAGAUUAUCAUCAAGAAUCGAGUGUGCCAAAUUCAAGAUUCCAAAUUGGGCUUAAUUGCUCAAGUUAAAAUGACUACUAAUAGAAUGUUUCCUCUUCAUCUCAACUGUGCUAGUCAGUCAUGCUUCUCGGCAAAGACAAAUGAUGUGGCUUGGCUGUGGCAUUCUCGCUAUGGUCAUCUAAACUUUGGUGGGCUCAAGCAACUUCAACAAAAGAACAUGGUGACUGGUCUACCUGUUUUUGAAAGUCCCUCAACUGUUUGUGAAGAAUGUGUUGUUAGCAAGCAACACCGUGUUCCAUUUCCAAAGGGGAGAUCAACUAGAGCAAGAAGGCUAUUGGAGAUUGUAUACUCUGAUAUUUGUGGACCAAUUAAUCCAGUUUCCAAUGGAGAAGUUGAUCAAUCUGCUGCUGGUAUCUUUAUUUCUCAGAAAAAGUAUGUUCAAGACAUUUUGGACAGGUUUAGAAUAAAGGACUCCAAUCCUGUCAGCACACCAAUUGAUGCAGGAAUGAAGCUUGUUAAAAAUCCUAAAGGGAAAAAAGUCAACAGCACUUUGUACAAGCAAAUAGUGGGAAGUUUGAUGUAUUUAAAUGCUACAAGGCCAGAUAUCAUGCAUGCUGUGAGCCUUAUCAGCAGAUACAUGGAAAGUCCAAAAGAAAUGCAUCUCUUGGCAGCAAAAAGAAUUCUCAGGUACUUGAAAGGUACGGUUGAGUAUGGUCUAUUUUAUAAGAAAAGAGAAAAGUCAGACAUGUUUGGCUUUACAGAUAGUGAUUUUGCAAGGGAUGUUGAUGAUAGAAAAAGCACAUCUGGUUAUGUUUUUAUGAUGGGUACAACAGCUGUUUCAUGGUCAUCAAGAAAGCAACCGAUUGUGACUUUAUCAACAACUGAAGCUGAAUUUGUAGCAGCAACUUCAUGUGCUUGCCAAGCAAUAUGGUUGCUGAGAAUUCUUGAAGAAUGUCAUUUCAAGCAAGAGGAACCUCUUAUUAUUUUCUGUGACAAUAACUCAACAAUUAAGUUGUCCAAGAAUCUAAUUCUUCAUGGAAGAUGCAAGCAUAUAGAUGUGAGGAAUUAUUUCUUGAGGGACCUUGUGAAAGAAGGAGUCAUUGAUCUUGUCUAUUGCAGAAGUGAAGACCAGCUUGCUGAUAUUUUUACCAAACCUCUCAAGUUGUCAGCAUUUCAGAAACAAAGGAAGUUGCUUGGUGUUUGUGUGUUAGAGAAUUUAUUAAACUGAACUUUGAUACAAAGUUUAGUUUAAGGGAGGGUUUGUUGAAUAAGUCUUCCAUUAUCUGUUUUUAUUGCCCUAUUCUUUAGGAAUUUGUUGGGUGGAUGAUGCAUUGAUGAUUUCUGUUAUCUAAACCAAUGGUUUUUGACUCAAGACUUAUUCCUCAUACAUUUAACUCUCUGUACAUUUAUUGGCAUAGGCAUAAACAUGAUUGUAUGGCUCACAUUUAAAAAAUUUAAUUGUGGAACUGUGAAUCAUGCAUUACUUAUAUUCUACUUGCUGCUUACCUUAGGGUCUUUGGCAAAUAUUGAGAUGCUAGCAGAGGAGGGAAACUUUAGAACUUUCUUUGGCCUUUUUAAGUUUUUGCUAAUUGUUACAGUUCUUUGUCCUUUUAAAGUUUUUGCUAGUUGUUACAGUUUUGCCGUUCAUUUUCAAUCCUUGCAGUUCUACCUCUAAUUUGCUCCUGAAGAUGUCUACAAUGGACGUGAAAUGAUUUCCCAGAUUUCUGAGGGUGACUCCUUAUUUGGUUACAUUUAAAUACUCUUGGUACGGGUCAUAAAUAUGGAGGAUGCUUCUGAACAUUAUGAAGAAGUUAAGAAGGAUGUAAAGAAGGAACACUGGGAAAAAGCAUAGAAGAAAAGUCCUGAUCAAUUCGGUGUGCCUAGUACUGUGACUGGAUUUCUGGUUGCAGAAGCUGCACCAGUGGUUCCGUGCUUGGAUUUCUCGUUGCAGCUGGAAAAUUUAUAAUAGAUCCAGAUCAAGCUCCAAGAGGGCAAGUAAAACCAAUUGCUCAUCUUCACAUGAUUCUAAAGCUCAAAUUGUUACUCAAUGAUGACAUGCAAGAUGGAAUGGUUGGGCAGCCUGGUUUGAAUUUGUAAGCAAGAAAGGAACUAAAGCCUCAUUGACAGAAAUUUCAUUUUCUACAUUUGCCAUUUCGACAUUAUAGAUUGUUGAAUACCUGCACCAACUGAAAAGAUGGGAACAUUUUUUUUUUCUUGACCAAAAGUAUGAGUGUUGUGUGAGUCAAUUAACGCUAAACAGUACCAAUUUGUUUGCAAUUGGAAGGGAUAUGGUUGAUUAGAUCUGGAAACUAAUAAACUGAUUAUUUCGUC
This is a messenger RNA of Rubroshorea leprosula, 4539 nucleotides long. NCBI's taxonomy places the organism in Eukaryota, Viridiplantae, Streptophyta, Magnoliopsida, Malvales, Dipterocarpaceae. The record is from the annotation of a GenBank genome assembly.